AUGUCGCUGCCACAAGACGGCUCGCGGGCGUCCUUCUCCAACGCGAAUGGUGGCCGGCAACAUCAACACAUCUUCCAGGCCCAGCCCCAAAUCGGUCUACCGUCGCCUACCUCCGCACCACAUCUACAAAAACAUCCACAGCAGCAGUUUGUCGGCUUCAACCGACCGACCCAUAUCCGUCCUCAGAUCCAGCAGCAAGGGCAGAUUCCCCAGCACAAAUCGCCAUACAUUACCCCAUACGCGCAGAACAAUGGACAAGUUGGAGUUCCCAGACAGAAUGGUGGCAUCGGAGUCUCUGCGGAGCAGCAAAUUGCCCAAGGGGUCUUGAGCAAUGCUUCCGCAGCCUCGGGAUCCAGCACUCCGCUGCAACGACGAGGAGGACCUCCUCCCUUGGGGACCACGAUCCAUAUGCCCCCUCAUGGCACGCCCCAAACUCAACCCAUGAGCGUUAAGCAUGCCAUGAACCCUGCCUCGAAUAUCCAGCAAAUACAGCGCCAGUCUCAGAAUACCUCGCCUGCUCUCCAGAACCUGGGUGCGCAUGGUCCUGUUUUGACCGAUUCACCGGCGAACUCGAAUCUCGGAAAUCAACCUCAGGACGGCUCACCAGAUGUCAACGCUCAGGACAUGUCUAUGAUUGAUCCCCAGCUUGCAAUCGAUCAGCACCUCACCGAACAAGCUAACAAUUCCAUGAUGGUUGGUGAUGCUCCGCGGGAAGUCGUCCAAGGUGAGAUGCUAUCACCCCCUCCUGCUGGCAGUUUUCCAACCUUUGAUGCCCUCUUUUCCUUUGCCCAAGCCCACGCUCUGGCCCACGGCUAUGCCUUUGUCAUCGGUCGCUCCAAGCGUGAUAACAGAGGCCUCAAGAAGGUUUUCUUGAUAUGUGAUCGUGGUGGAACCAACAAGGAGAAAGUGCCAGGUGAGCAGCGUCAACGGAAGACCAAGUCUCGGAAAUGCGGUUGUGAAUUUGGUGUGUUCGGAUUGGAACAGAAGACAGCCUGGUUUCUGAGAGGUCGGAUCGAUGGCGAGCAUUUGUCUCAUAACCACCCUCCUAGUGAAAGCCCAACAGAGCAUCCUGGUGCAAGAAAACUGGAUCCGAGAGCUAUUGCUGCUGUAAAAGCUCUUGAGUCAAACGGCGUCUCCGUCAAAGAUACUCUUGCGCACUUACACCGUGAAAAUCCCAACGUCCGCUACCUUCCCCGUGACAUCUACAACGCCCGGGCGGCUAUCAAGCGCGACCCUUCCCGCGUGGAAGCUACAGCAAUGGAGUCUUUGCCUACAUUCUACAAGAAGCCACCCUUGACACACGAGGAGAAACUGCGUGCCGAACUGCGAACAGAAGUAGCGAACGCAAAGGCUGAAGUCGAAAAAAUCAAAGAGGAUCGGCGAAUUGAGAUCGAGGAAUUGAAGGAGCAGAUAAGGUCAAAGGAUAGGCAGAUCAAAAAGUUUGAAAUGUUCAUUGACAUUUGCAAUGAACGGGUUAUGGUGCAGCGGAAUCUGCUGACGGAUGGCGCUGAAGAAGAGACUCCGUCCGGCUAG
This is a messenger RNA of Drepanopeziza brunnea f. sp. 'multigermtubi' MB_m1, 1533 nucleotides long. RefSeq lists its product as uncharacterized. The record is from RefSeq and is a predicted model, not a curated record. Lineage: Eukaryota; Fungi; Ascomycota; Leotiomycetes; Helotiales; Drepanopezizaceae.